Molecule: messenger RNA, 567 nt
Organism: Penicillium taxi
Lineage: Eukaryota; Fungi; Ascomycota; Eurotiomycetes; Eurotiales; Aspergillaceae
Product: ORMDL family protein
Exons: 3
Coding region: 1-567 (188 amino acids)
Biological process (GO): intracellular sphingolipid homeostasis; negative regulation of ceramide biosynthetic process; ceramide metabolic process
Cellular component (GO): endoplasmic reticulum membrane
Source: RefSeq, a predicted model, not a curated record
AUGGAUGGACAACAGCGGUUAUCUCCUCAUACCCAGAAGCAGGGUCGUCGGCGACGAUCCAGCAGUCUCAUCUACCAGGAGCCUCCAGAAUCCAUCGAGCAUACUAGCGAUCAGGCUGCUCUACCUAAUCUCAAUGCAAACUGGGUGAAUGCCAAAGGUGCUUGGACCAUCCACUUCGUACUCAUCGCCGCGCUGAAGAUCUUCUGGGAUAUUAUGCCCGGUUGCUCACAGGAGACUUCAUGGACCCUUACCAACAUCAGCUAUAUGUUCGGCUCCUUCCUUAUGUUCCACUGGGUGCGGGGCAUUCCAUUCGAGUUCAACGCUGGCGCCUAUGACAAUCUCAACAUGUGGGAACAAAUUGACAACGGUGACCAGUAUACACCGACCAAGAAGUUCCUGCUAUGUGUGCCUGUCAUUCUUUUCCUCGUCAGCACUCAUUAUACCCACUACGAUCUGACCUACUUUACCAUCAACUUCCUUGCCACUCUUGGUGUUGUGAUUCCGAAACUACCUUUCUCGCAUCGCCUGCGGAUAGGUCUAUUUGCUGAUGACCUAGACGAAUCAUAG